AUGAAGAGCUACAGGAAACACUCCGCGUCGUUCUACGUGCUGGACGCUGCUGCACACGGCGGGGACUUCCCCGCGCUGUGGAGGGACCUGCAGUUCUCCCCCACGGAGGACAUCGUCAUAGUGAGCCUAAAGAAUGACUCGAGGAGGGGCAACCACCUCAGGAAUGCCAUCAAGGCAAAGUUAGAACAACGCGCAGGUCGAAGGGGUGAGCACAUACCGUGUGGUGUGCAAGACCAGUACGAGCUGGUGGAUCCCAACUUCCAAUUUGAGGGAAACUCAUUUAUCCUUAUGGUUAGGGGGGAGCUGCGUAGCGACAUCGGGCAGGUGCACUGCAAAAGUGUUCAGUUGCGCUUGAGGAGACGUUAUGGGAAGAGGUACAGCAGGGUGAUGCGGCACUGCUUCGACCACUUCAUGAGGUGCACGCGGCCUCUUGGGGGGGGCACCCCUGGGCAGGCGGGGCAGCUGCCAGCAAAGCGGAUGAUACAGCGGCGCGGAGCGAGCCAGGCGAGGGCCCGCCCCCCACGCAGACACCCCCGGUGCCGCAGCGAAGGGGCGAGUGGGUGUGCCAAGGUCCAAGCGGAGGGAGGCACAGAGGGGAGGGGGAGAAGGCACGACGAGAACGUGGUGACCUGCGUCACGUUUACGUUCAAAGGAGUCUCUCUCUGCGUUUGUCUCGCCAAUUUCGAUUUGGACAGGCACGUGGAGCGGGCCGAGUACUACAGGUGUUUGCUCGGCGGGGGGGAGGGGCGCGGGAGUGACAAGAGCAAACACAGACGUGAUGGUAAUGUGCACCUAACUACCUCGACGCAACGCGACUGCCGCCCAGCCGCCACUGGAAGCAACUACGCCGAGGCCUUCCUGCAGAACUACCGCCUGUGCUGCAUGCAGAUGUAUAACCACUUCGCGAACAACAUAGCCUUCGAGACGGACAAGGAGGACCUGCACAUGCUCAGCAUGGACGUCGUAGUCCUGCAGGGUUUCGACCAGUCGGUUCUUUUUAACCACUCAGGGGAGGGCAACCUACAGAAUGACUCCCUCAUUUGGGGAAACAAUGUUACCAUUUUAAAUAAGAGCGAAAAAAACGUGUUGAAGAAAAGGUCCUAUUUUACCUUAACAUGUUCAGGCAAAAAUGACGAAUUGGUUUCCUUUGGCUUUAAAAUUUGCUGCGAGUUGUUUUCCCAAGUGGAGGUUAGCAUUGUUGGUGAUUUCUUUUUGCCGCACGGGGGGGAGGCCAAGUGGGGGGCAGAAAAUGCACACAUCGGGGUGAAGCCGGAGGUGCUGGAGUUGGGCUGCGUCUACACGUACCAGGUGUGUCAGGCGAGCUUCCUUUUGGAGUAUGCGAACCCAGGGGGGGGUGGCGGCGAGGUUUGCGAGAGGGGGGGGCCCUUCAAAGGGUUAGGGGAUGGACAGCCGCAUGAAGGGAGACACUUCAAAUGGUCAGCGGGUGUACCUCCAGAUGAAGGGAGACACUUCAACUGGUCAGCGGGUGUACCUCAAGAUGAAUUGAAACACCUCAAAUGGUCAGCGGAUGCACCUCCAGCCGCGCGGGGGGAGCUCUCCUUCUCGAUCCUGUGCUUCGACCCGAAGAGCCAGACGACCAUCCCAAUCCACCUCUACUCCUUCCUGCACCUGAAGAAGAACUCCAUUUUCAAGCACCUAGAGGAGAACGUCCGUUUUGGGAGAAGCCAGGCGAGCGGAAAGAGAAAGGAAUGCCGCCCAGCACCUGCUGAGCAAGAGAACCACGUCGACAUGGUGAGGCACAUCUACGUGCAUCCGCACAAAGGGGUCGUCAGGCCAAAUGAAAAAAAGAAAAUUCACCUGAACGUUUAUGUGGACCACAUGCUAAAAGGAGAUGGCAUUGUAAAGGGCUGCUUCAUUUUAAUAAUUAGAAUUCACAAGUGUGGGAGGGAUGUUAAGCAGAUCUUCUUUACGUGUAGGUACUCCCUGGGAGAGAACCUCGUCGGUGCUCUCCUUCGGGAUGAGCACCCCUGGGGGGGGGCACGCUGCGGUAAGCGCCCCCCAGUGGAGAGGCGGAGGAGUGGGCCCAGGACAACCGCCAGGGUGAAAACCAACAUAAGCCUGCACAGAAGGAGUAGCCGAAACGGCUUGCAGAAUUGCAAAAUGAGGGAGCAGUUGGGGGGAGCAAAGGGGAGACCCUACCUCCCAGUGAACAUCACCAAGUUUGUUCUAUUUUGCUUCUUCGCAAUUGACCAGUAUGAAAGGGAAUUACUCAACAGGGUGGGGACUCUCCCAGAGGGGGUCUCCUCGCAGGAAGCGGAUCAACCGUUGUACCCACUGGGGCUGUCUAACCUACGCACGGACCACCUGGUGUACUGCUUCAGCCCCACCUCUUCCUCCCUCCAAGGAGUAGACUCAAAUGGAAUUCAACCCCAUUUUAAUUAUAGCUGGAGGAAGCAUUACUUCUGUGCGCAGUACCCACAGCAGAAAUAUGUGAAUGAAAAAAUUUUCGCCCAAAAUGGUAGCAGGCAGAGGGAUGUACCGCUGGAGGUCCACUACUUAGUGGGGCAACUACAAAGCAACGGCAAAGUGGAGAGACCCAUCUGUGUGGCCGCCAUCCUGUUGCUGUGGGAGGAACUCUUCAGAGUGUUAACCCCUCCAUUCGGCACCUUUGCAAGGGUCACCCAGAUGGUCAGGCGCAUUUACGCCAAUUCCAAAUUACGGCACAACAGGAAGAUGCAUUUCAUAUUUCGAGCCAUUCUGGGGAGCUCCCCGUCUGUGUUGCACAAAAAUGUUUUUUUGGUUCUUCUCUCCUUUUUGAAGAAGCUUUUUUGUUACUUCGCCUGUGUGUGCUUGCGCGGUUUGGGGGUCUCCCGUGGCGAGGUGGGCGGUGGUCCUUUCAGCGAGAUGAGCGGUGUUUCCCUUGGCGAGAUAGGCGGUGACCCCCUUCGAAAGAUGAACGGUGGUCCUUUUGGCGCUCCAGCCCAGGCGGGGCCGCCCCCCUUCCCGCUCUUCCUGCGCGCCUUCCACUUCCUUCACCUCUCCUUCCUCAGCUACGUGAGCACCUUCUUCCUGAGCUUCCUCGACCACCAAAUCGGCCUCGACUUGGCUCACUACCUGCUCUUCCACGUGUAG
Molecule: messenger RNA, 3093 nt
Organism: Plasmodium vivax (malaria parasite P. vivax)
Lineage: Eukaryota; Apicomplexa; Aconoidasida; Haemosporida; Plasmodiidae
Exons: 2
Coding region: 1-3093 (1030 amino acids)
Source: RefSeq, a predicted model, not a curated record